AUGUCUUCCAAAAGAUAUCUCAGUCUGUUCAUAUCUAUCAAUCUGUUCAUAUCUAUCUACCUAUCACUAUUCAUAUCUCUCUACCUCUAUUUUUGUCUCUCUCUCUCUAUCUACCUUUAUUCAUAUCUAUCUAUCUAUCUAUCUCAGUCUGUUCAUAUCAAUCAAUCUCUGUUCAUAUCUAUCUACCUAUCUCUGUUCAUAUCUCCCUAUCUCUCUUUUCGUCUCUCUCUCUCUCUCUAUCUACCUUUAUCUGUCUCAGUCUGUUCAUAUCUAUCUACCUAUCACUAUUCAUAUUUCUCUAUCUCUCUUUUCAUCUCUCUCUCUCUCUACCUUUAUUCAUAUCUGUCUAUCUAUCUCAUAAUUCUCUUUUUCUAUCAUCCUGUUAUUUCUCUAUUUAUUUUCUAUCUGUCCUUACCCUUUUCUCUUUUUGCUUUUUCAGCAUCCUCAUUCAUUAAUCGGUAUUUUUACUUCAUUUUUCUUCACUCUCUACUUCCUUUCACUCUGUUUUUCAUUCUUUUUUUUCUCCUUGAUCAGACAUAUUCUGCUCUAGUUCUUCUUCAUUUUCCCCUUUCUUUGUCGUCUCUUAUUCUCUCUCUGUUUUUUCCAUUUUAA
Acanthosepion pharaonis is the source of this 612-nucleotide messenger RNA. The record is from the annotation of a GenBank genome assembly. NCBI's taxonomy places the organism in Eukaryota, Metazoa, Mollusca, Cephalopoda, Sepiida, Sepiidae.